This is a messenger RNA of Durusdinium trenchii, 384 nucleotides long. The record is from the annotation of a GenBank genome assembly. Lineage: Eukaryota; Dinophyceae; Suessiales; Symbiodiniaceae.
AUGAGUUCUGAAGACGUUGGUUCUGUGGAGGGCAGGGCCAAACUCGACUUGACUUCGUUGCACGAGGCAUGGGAGCGAGAGCAACCCAUCAGACAACUUCUCCGUGAGAAGGAUGCGGUCUUGUUCUCACAAAAUAUUACCGAGUCAGUCAAAACCACCUGCUAUCCCCACAUCAAGUCUUUGAUCUUGCCCUUGUUGGGGCAAAUGGCAGAGACUACGGGUGCCCCGCUGCCGUUGGUGGAGCCACUGAGGGGUCAACUGGCCCUGCUGUACAAAACCUUCUCGCGGCAAGAAGAUGAUACUCAAGUCAUCCAUGACAGCUGGAUGUUGAGGAAGUUUCUGUCAUUCAUCAAGAUGAAGACCAGAACCCACAAGCCGAGCAAG